UGCAAAUUGGUGCACCGCCAAACGUUUCCUUUUGGUGCACUACUGGAAGGCCAUUGGUCGACUGGGAAGGCAAUUUGCAUACACUGGGGCUUAAAGUCGCCCUGCAAACUCAGAGUUGGACUCAAAUAAGAGAAGCAGUACACCACUUGCAUCGUUUAAUGACUUUAUGGGCACUUAGCAUGGCGUUUUGCAAAACUGCAUCUGUGGGGCUUGUUUUCAUGCUUUUUUCCGUGUUUUCAUGCACGGUGAACAGCACAACCACAAGGUAUUUUACCUAUGAAGAGGAUGCACCCGGGACGGAGAUAGGCAAUUUAUCCCAAGAUUUAAAGAUCGAUCCGGCUGAUGACCUGGACACAUCUUUCAACUUUAUGCAGGAGAUCAACACAUCAGUGAUCCACAUGCGGGAAAGUGAUGGACUCUUGACGGUCGCGAAUGUGAUCGAUCGGGAACAGCUCUGCCCGAGGUCCCGUCGCUGCUUCAUCGCCUUUGACAUCGUGGCCCACUCCAGGGAGAAGUUUCAGCUCAUCCACGUAGAGAUCGAGGUGAAGGACAUCAACGACCACUCUCCUUACUUCCCAUUCAACGAGACGAGACUGGAGAUAGUUGAAAACGUCCCCCUGGAGUCCAGAUUCCCACUUCAGAUCGCUCUCGAUGAGGAUGUGGGUGAAAACUACAUCCAGAGCUACAACAUCUCCCCCUGCAGCCAUUUUGCUGUGGAAGUGCGCGAAUUAGAGGACGGAGUAAAGUUUGCAGAGCUGGUGCUGGUGAGUGAGCUGGACAGGGAGAUGGAGGACUCUUACACCAUCCAGGUAACUGCGUCUGACGGAGGAGCAACUCCAAUGUUCGGAUCUAUGACUGUGAACAUCAAAGUGUUGGACUUUAAUGACAACAGCCCGAGUUUCGAGCACAGCUCCUUGAAAGUUGAGCUCAACGAAGAUUCCCCGAUAGGUCACCGAAUAAUAAAGGUGCACGCCUUCGAUCCGGACCAGGGCAUAAACGGGGAAGUCGUGUAUGCUUUCCCGGACGAGCUGUCAACCGAAGCGGCCGAAACUUUCCACAUCGACCCUUACUCGGGAGACGUGACACUGAAGGCGCUGGUUGACUUCGAGAAGAGGACGUCCUACCAGCUGAGAAUCAGGGCCUCGGAUCAGGGCGAGAACUCUGUCCCGUCCACCUGCACGGUCGUGAUCGAGGUCGUGGACGUGAACGACAACGCUCCGGAGAUCCGCAUUAAGCCGAUGACCUCUAGCAGCGACGCGGUGGCCUACAUCACAGAAGCUGCAGCCGCGGAGAGCUUCGUGGCUCUGAUCAGCACCUCGGACAGAGACUCUGGCUCUAACGGGUACGUGCGCGUCAGCCUGCUCGGGCAUGAGCAUUUCAGCCUGCGGCAGGCUUACGGGGACACCUUCAUGAUCGUUACCACCGCUACUCUGGACAGGGAGAAGAUCCAAGAGUAUAACUUGACUGUAGUGGCAGAGGAUCUGGGAACUCCCCCCUUUAAAACGGUCAGACAGUAUACAAUCAGUGUAACAGAUGAGAAUGACAACCCCCCUUAUUUCAGUAAGUCUGUGUAUGAAGUUUCAGUUCUUGAGAACAACAUUCCCGGCUCAUAUAUUACCACUGUUGUUGCUCGCGAUCCUGACAUGGGGAAGAAUGCAAAAGUUUCCUACAAACUCCUAGACUCAGAGAUACCAGGAGACUCUCCAAUGUCCACGUAUGUUUCUGUAGAUUCACUCUCAGGCUCCUUGUACACAUUGAGGUCUUUUGAUUAUGAGACGCUUCAGCAGAUUGAGGUGGUUAUCCAAGCAGAAGACAGAGGCUCCCCCCCUCUUUCCAGCACCUCAAUGAUCCGGAUCAGAGUUGUGGAUCAGAAUGACAACUAUCCAUAUUUCACUUUCCCUCUCCUGCUGAAUAACUCUGCUGAUAUCCCGCUUCCGUACAAUGCCCCCUCAGGGUAUCUUGCCCUUCAUGUACUAGCCGAAGAUGUGGAUGAGGGGGUGAAUGGCGAGCUCUCCUACCAGAUUCUGCAAGGUGACCCUAAGCUGUUUUCCAUCAACAAAAACACUGGAGAAAUUGCUUUGAAGCAAUGGCUGACAGCUGCAAUAGGGGACGUGUUGGAAAUGAAAAUUACAGUCAGUGAUAAUGGCAGGGCCCCUCUCUCUAGCAGUGCCACUAUAAGGUUUGUGGUUUCAGAUGCAGAGCCCCCCGAAGACCAGGUUGUCAUUGUUCUACGGUCAAGUGAGGAGGAAGGCUCCUCAUUCAAUGGCUCACUAAUCAUCAUCAUUGUGCUCAGUGGGGGUUGUGCAUUCCUGCUAAUUGCAAUUGUGGCCGUCAGCCUCACUUGCAAACUGAGCUGUCGGGGGAGAAGAAGCCAUGGCAGAAAGAGAGAGGUGUGCCAGGGCCUGUUCGAUGGCAGGCCCCAUCCCAUGCUCAGCUCUGCAGAACCAAACAUUUACACAGGCCAGCAGGGGUUCUUCCAUGAGAGGGCGUCUUUGUCUCUGGAUGAUUCCUGCCUGUAUGAGGAGAGGAGCAGAGACUCAGAAUCGAAGAUCUUCCUGCCCUCCAAGCAUUUCCAGCCAACGUCUGUGUGGCAAGGUGACAGAUACUCCUUGCAAGUGAGCAGGCUCAGCAACAAUGACCAGCUGAGCGUGAAGGACAGCGGUAAAGGGGACAGUGACUUCAAUGACAGUGACUCUGAUAUCAGCGGAGAUGGAGGCAAGAAGAACUUCAGCACAUUCCAGCCCAGACUAAAAAGUGCUGCUAACAGCUUGUCUAGGGACUGCCAAAGUGCCUACUGUGCGAUACCACAGAGGAGCUACAGAAACUCCAGAGAAAAUGCCUACACAAUAGGCUUCUCCCCCAUGCCUGUUUUCAACAAUCCUCACAGCAUUAGGAAGGACUGCGGAUAUGGCACAAACCAGCCAAAACCAAGAAGCAGCAUGCAGACCUUUCUCAGAUCCGGGACACUUCCUUCCUACUUCCCACAGCAGCCGCACGAAGCUGGUGCUGGACAGCAGGCCACAGUCCACGAGGAGAUUCCAAACAUUGUAACGGUGGCUACAGAAUCUGAAGUUGCAACAAUCUUUUAGAAAAAACUGUGAAGGUAAUCUUAUUUAUCUGUACAUUGAGGAUGUAAAUAUGUUGAAGUCUGUAUUAUGCUGUUAAUUAAUUGCAGAUAUUUGUUUAUGAGGAAAAUUAUCAUAUAGUGGUUUGUUUAUUGGAGAUGCACUGGUCAGGCUUUUCCUGGCUGAUUCUGAUUCUGAUUUUGGUUUUGUUUUUAUUUUUUAUUUUUGACCUAGUCUUUAUCUGAUUUUUAUAAAACUUAAAAAGUCCAUUAAAGUACAGGAUGUUGGUUUUUGGGUUACAGACCAAGAAUGGUGGGAUCUCUUUGUUUUGAUGGAUUUAAUGAAAAAGAAGGAAAAUCAUAUUUUUUAGUGUCUGACCUGCUCAUCACCAAUCAGAGCCAGUCAAAGAAAAACUCUCCAGUUCCACUCAGUGGGAGAUUGAUUGGUGCACCAUCUUCGGUUACACAUGUUUCAUUAUUUGAAUUUAAGUAUAUUGUUUUCUGUGGUGCUCAAUGCUGUGUUUCUGCUGUUUUUUGUCAAAUAAAAUUUCUGAAUUAAUAAAAGUUGCCAGUUAGCAGUUUUCCUAAAUGCAGUGAUGUGAUUAAAAUUAAUGCAAUGUAACAAAAAAUCAUUUUACUUAAGGAGUGUUAGAUUAGGAAGAUGGGAUACCACUGUGGAGACCCUCCCUUGUUUUAAUUUUUUGUAAACAUGCAGAACACCCCACCCAGUUUUGGAUCUACAUCAUGAAAACUCCAGUCAGAGCUGAUCAGAUGAGCAAUCCAGUGCUCUCCUCCAUUACCUCGGAGACUCGCUUUGAAGACUCCAAGGUUGUUUCAUUUGGUCUCUGGCAUGCAAAUGAGCAAAAACUGAUCUGGUGCUCCUGUGGAAAAGUAAAGUAUAAAGCAAUAUCCCAACAUAAAAAAAAAAUCCUGCCGGGGUGCUGUCAUAUCAACGCCUGUUCUUUAAAAUAAUUUCCAUCACUGUACACAGCACAGCACCACGUAUUACGCUUGACAAAUUUAUACCUGUCAGUUGUUGCUGUGGGGUUGAGCCUUUUAAUGAAUUCCUCUGCCUUUGCUCAGAAAAUGAAAAAAAAAACCUACACAUGUAUAAAGUGAAAUGUAAUUUUUUAUGCCACUCUUUGAGUCCUCUGACACUUACAAGACACCUGCUUGCUGUGCUUUACUAUUAGCUUUUCCAGAGCUGGUUACUGUUUGCUGGUUUAAUUCAACCGUGAACAUGCAGGGCAAGUACAAACUGUUUCUAGUCCUAAAUGAUUUAUCGACGAGACGCAGAUGAGUUUUAAAAUCUAUAUCCAACCCUGCCGGCAAGCAAAGCCCUGGAUUCUGAACACUGGUUGUUUGUAGAGCUACGCAUUUAAAGAACAUUGCUGUUACUUUUUCUUGAAAAGCUCACAUAGUUUUCGUUCACCCUUUCAAAUGCAGAAUAAAGGGUUCUUGCACA
Molecule: messenger RNA, 4529 nt
Organism: Girardinichthys multiradiatus
Lineage: Eukaryota; Metazoa; Chordata; Actinopteri; Cyprinodontiformes; Goodeidae
Gene: pcdh8.1
Product: protocadherin 8
Exons: 4
Coding region: 159-3089 (976 amino acids)
Biological process (GO): homophilic cell-cell adhesion
Cellular component (GO): plasma membrane
Molecular function (GO): calcium ion binding
Source: RefSeq, a predicted model, not a curated record